Molecule: messenger RNA, 480 nt
Organism: Postia placenta MAD-698-R-SB12
Lineage: Eukaryota; Fungi; Basidiomycota; Agaricomycetes; Polyporales; Adustoporiaceae
Exons: 1
Molecular function (GO): protein binding
Source: RefSeq, a predicted model, not a curated record
ACAGACACCAUCUGCGCACUCGCGUUCUCACCAGACAGCUCGCUGCUUGCCUCCGGUUCCCACGAUCGCUCGAUCAUAAUGUGGAAUGUGUUUGCCGGCGAGAAGACUGUCGCGUUCGAUAGUCAUGACGGCUUCAUCGACACGCUUGCGUUCUCUCCGGAUAGCAAGAAACUCGCAUCCGGGUCAGUCGACUUUAUAGUGCGGAUAUGGCACGUGGAAAGUGGCCGACAGCAAUCACUGUGCAAGGCCCAUAACGCUCUCGUCAUGGUUGUCACGUUCUCUCCCGACGGCACACAGCUCGCUUCCGGGAGUGCCGACUGCGACACGCGUGUGUGGGAUGCUGAGACUGGCGUGGAAAUAUGUGUUCUUAAGGGUCAUCAGGGCGUGCUCUACUCUGUCCAGUUCUGGCCUGACGGUCGCCGCCUGUCCGCGGCGUCAGACGAUGGCAUCAAGCGUGGUCUGGCACGUCCAGCCUGGCGG